Lagopus leucura (white-tailed ptarmigan) is the source of this 2148-nucleotide messenger RNA. RefSeq names its product crystallin beta A1 (gene CRYBA1). NCBI's taxonomy places the organism in Eukaryota, Metazoa, Chordata, Aves, Galliformes, Phasianidae. Gene Ontology annotation, molecular function: structural constituent of eye lens. The record is from RefSeq and is a predicted model, not a curated record. The transcript is spliced from 6 exons. Bases 1321 to 1968 code for a protein of 215 amino acids. Gene Ontology annotation, biological process: visual perception; lens development in camera-type eye.
CCCGCGGUGACAGCUUUGGGGGCAGCAGGACAACCCCCCACAGCGAAUGUGCUGCCACGCAGCAACAAAACCAGCCGCCUUGUUGUGGUCAGCGGUGCGUCCCCACAGUUCCGCUCAACCACGUCGACCCCAUUAAUGGAGGGGGCCACAUACCACCCCGAUCCUGCCCCCCAAAAGCAGGGGUGCUCCAGCUCCCCGUGGGCACCGUCCCAGCCCUGCUGUGUCCCCGCAGGCCUCGCGCCAGGCUGGGCUGCAUUCCGCGCUGACAGGGCGCUUUGUUUUGUGCCGAGCAGACAAAAGGGGCAGUCAGACGCGGGCGGCGCUUUGUGCUGGCGGCCAUGAGCUGAGGCAGCAGCAGUCCUCACUGCCACGCUGCCUCCCAGCCCCAGCAGCCUGUCCUGCAGCAGCCAUGCCCCAGCAGCCAGGCCUGCACCCACCAUGGCACCCCUGCCUGGCUGGGAAGGGGAGCAGGGCCUGGUUGCCAUGGUUACCAGGAGGCUUUGGGCCUAGGUAGGCCUCGUUGCUAUGGUUACUAUGGGUCUUCAGACCCAGGUAGGCCUCGUUGCCAUGGUUCUGUGGGGCUUCAGGCCUAGGUAGGCCUCAUUGCCAUGGUUACUGUGGGGCUUCAGGCCUAGGUAGGCCUCAUUGCCAUGGUUCUGUGGGGCUUCAGGCCUAGGUAGGCCUCAUUGCCAUAGUUACUGUGGGGCUUCAGACCCAGGUAGGCCUCGUUGCCAUGGUUACUGUGAGGCCUAGUGCCUCUGAGGCCCAUGGUGGCCCUGCACCCCCACAGGCCUGGCAUCAUCUGUGGGCCCAGGGAGCGAGCCAUGGGGACCUGAAGGCCCCACAGCAGCUCCCACCACUGCCCCACGUCCCUUCUGUGGUGUGAGGAGGGCUGGAGGAUGCAACCACACCAUGUUGUCCUCGCUGCCCAAGCACACAGGGCAGAGGACCCCAGACGGUGCCACGCUGCUUCCCACCUGCCCCCAGGCCAGGCCAGCCCCGUGACGGCGCGCUGCAUUGCCCCUGGAAAAUGCCAGAAGCGUCAAACUGUUGAGUCAUUCGCGCCCAAGAUUAUCUGUACAAACAGCCGUCCCUGAUUAUUUUUGUUAUGAUCUUUUUUUUUUUUCUUUUUUUUCCUUUUAUUUUUUUUUUUCCCCCAAGAAUGUAGCUCGGACCAUGGGGAUGAGCUGCUGAAAUCUCCGGGGAUCAGCAGGACAAUGCCAGUGGGAGCAUUGUGCUGACGGCUCUGCAAACGCUGGCACCGGCUCCGGGCCAGCAGCGCCCUAUAAAAGCUGAGCCGCUGAAGUAGGCAGACAUGACAUGGGCGAAGCAGCUGUACCGCCUGAGCUAGACACCUUUCCAGCAGCAAAGAUGGCUCAGACAAACCCUCUGCCUGUCCCCAUGGGCCCAUGGAAGAUCACUGUGUACGACCAAGAAAACUUCCAGGGCAAGAGGAUGGAGUUCACCUCGGCCUGUCCAAACAUCAUGGAGUGUGGUUUCGACAACAUCCGCUCCCUAAAGGUGGAAUGUGGCGCCUGGGUUGGUUAUGAGCACACCGGUUUCUGCGGGCAGCAGUUCAUCCUGGAGAGGGGCGAGUACCCGCGCUGGGACGCCUGGAGCGGCAGCAAUGCCUACCACAUCGAGCGCCUCAUGUCCUUCCGCCCCGUCUGCUCUGCUAAUCACAAGGAAUCCAAGAUCACCGUCUAUGAGAAAGACAACUUUAUCGGCCGCCAGUGGGAGAUCAGCGACGACUACCCCUCGCUGCAGGCCAUGGGCUGGGCCAACAACGAAGUGGGCUCCAUGAAGAUCCCCUGCGGCGCCUGGGUUUGCUACCAGUACCCCGGGUACCGUGGCUACCAGUACGUCCUGGAGGCCGACCACCACGGGGGAGACUACAAGCACUGGAGAGAGUGGGGCUCGCACGCCCAGACCUCCCAGAUCCAGUCCAUCAGGCGCAUCCAGCAGUAGCUGCCUGGCGCCCGGCCCCACUUCUGAGCACAUCUUUGCAAGGUUUCUAAAGCUCACCGGCUCCCUUUUGGUGCUAAUAAUCCCCUCCUGAAAUAACAACCCCUUCUUGUACUGCAACCGCUUGAUGGAACAACACUUCUAAACGGUACCAGCUGCCACAAACUGCCAAUAAAUAAAUGU